GAGGAAGAACGGGAACAUGCAGGAGACAAGGGUCUGAUCCGUGAGAAGGGUAGAGCUGGCACGGCCGCGGUAUUUGGAGAUUCAAAGUCUCGCCUACCCAUCACUCAUCUGAAUUUUACAGCCAGCUCCAAAAGGAAACCAUACUUUCCCCCGCUUUACAGAUAAGGAAACUGAAGUUCAAAGAGAUGAAGAGACUCGCCCAAGGUCCCACAUCUCACAGACAGGACUGCGGUGGGUGUGGGGAGCCCGUGCUGCUCUUACUGCCCCCGCUGCUCCUGCGGGAUCCGAACAAGAACCUUUUUUUGUGUCCUUGCGGGGAUGCCCUUUGGAGAGCCGCCCAGUGGCAAAGAGGCCCGGCUAAGAGCGAGCCGGGUCGGGCGGGGUGGGGUGCCCCCCUCCAACCUAGCUCCGCCCCCAGGGGCGCGGGGCGGGGAGCGGCGGGCGGACUGGGGGCGCGCCGGGCGGGUAGAGCUGCCGGCGGCACAGAGCUCGCAGUGCGGCCCGCGCUUCCCAGUGUCCGCGCCCGCUGUUCGUGCCCGCCGUGCCCGUCCCGCCAUGACCGCGGCCGCCGUCCCGCUCCGGCCUGGACCGGGGCCACUGCCUCUGCUCUUGCUGCCUCUGCUGCUGCUGCGCGCCGGCCCGGUGCGCGCCGACAGUAAGGUGUUUGGCGACGUGGACCAGGUGCGCAUGACCUCCGAGGGCUCCGACUGCCGCUGCAAGUGCAUCAUGCGGCCACUGAGCAAGGACGCGUGCAGCCGGGUGCGCAGCGGGCGGGCGCGGGUGGAGGACUUCUACACUGUGGAGACCGUGAGCUCGGGGACCGACUGCCGCUGCUCCUGCACCGCGCCGCCCUCCUCACUCAACCCCUGCGAGAACGAGUGGAAGAUGGAGAAGCUCAAGAAACAGGCGCCCGAGCUCCUCAAGCUGCAGUCCAUGGUGGAUCUCCUGGAGGGCACCUUGUACAGCAUGGACCUGAUGAAAGUGCACGCCUACGUCCACAAGCUGGCUUCCCAGAUGAACACGCUGGAAGAGAGCAUCAAGGCCAACCUGAGCCGGGAGAACGAGGUGGUGAGGGAGAGCAUGCGCCACUUCAGCGAGCAGCUGAAGCACUACGAGAACCACUCGGCCAUCAUGAUGAGCAUCAAGAAGGAGCUCUCCAGCCUGGGUCUCCAGCUGCUGCAGAAGGAUGCAGCCUCGGUGCCCGGCGCCCCCCCAGCCACCGGCCCUGGCAGCAAGGCUCAGGACACAGCUGGAGGGAAAGGCAAGGACAGCAACAAGCAUGGCAGCGUGCAGAAGACCUUUGUGGACAAGGGCCUCCCCAGACCUCCCAAGGAGAAGCUGCUGAAGGCGGAAAAGCUGAAGAAGGAGGGUGGCAAGGCCCGAUUCCCUCAGCCCACAGCCAAGCCCCGGGCCCUGGCCCAGCAGCAGGCCGUGAUCCGAGGCAUCACCUACUACAAGGCGGGCAGGAAGGAGAUGACCGAAGCCAUGGCUGGCAGAGAGGCAAGCUGUGAGGGCACCCUGCGAGCCGUGGACCCCCCCGUGAGGCACCACAGCUACGGGCGCCAUGAGGGAGCCUGGAUGAAGGACCCUGCUGCCAAGGAUGACAAGAUCUAUGUCACCAACUACUACUAUGGAAACAGCCUGGUGGAAUUCCGCAACCUGGAGAACUUCAAGCAAGGCCGCUGGAGUAACAUGUACAAGCUGCCCUACAACUGGAUCGGCACGGGCCACGUGGUGUACCAGGGCGCCUUCUACUACAACCGCGCCUUCACCAAGAACAUCAUCAAGUACGACCUCCGCCAGCGCUUCGUGGCCUCCUGGGCGCUGCUGCCCGACGUGGUGUACGAGGACACCACGCCCUGGAAGUGGCGCGGCCACUCGGACAUCGACUUUGCCGUGGACGAGAGCGGCCUGUGGGUCAUCUACCCCGCCGCGGAUGACCGCGAUGAGGCCCAGCCCGAGGUGAUCGUGCUCAGCCGCCUGGACCCGGGCGACCUCUCUGUGCACCGCGAGACCACGUGGAAGACGCGGCUGCGACGCAACUCGUACGGGAACUGCUUCCUGGUGUGCGGCAUCCUGUACGCGGUGGACACGUACAACCAGCGGGAGGGCCACGUGGCCUACGCCUUCGACACGCACACCGGCGCCGACGCCCGCCUGCAGCUGCCCUUCCUCAACGAGCACGCCUACACCACGCAGAUCGACUACAACCCCAAGGAGCGGGUGCUCUACGCCUGGGACAACGGCCACCAGCUCACCUACACCCUCCACUUCGUGGUCUGAGCGGGGACCUGCGCUCGCGGGAGCGGAGUGGCCGUGGGCACGGGGGCUCCCCACAGCAGCUCCUGCAAGGCACCUCCUCAGCAACUCUUCAUUGGGAGCCGGGCCUGGCGCGAGGUGCUGGGCAGGUGGGGUAGCCAGGAUCAAGCUUCCUUAGUGCUCAGUGGAGUAAUCAUCGCUUCCAGUUACAGAAUAUUGUGCCAAGAACUUCACUGUGCACGAACCCACUUAAUCCUCCUAAUGACACUCUUGGAGGGAGAGACCACUAGCCCCCUUAACGGAUGAGGAGACUGAGGCCUCAGCUUGGAUCAGGCAGGCCUGUUUCACCGAUGAGGAGACCGAUCAUAUUCUCCCCUCCCUCCUGUUCUCCCAAACCUGUUUCCCUUCCCUCCGGCUACUCAAAACCAGAGGCUUUGGGGAUCAACACGCUUGCGUUGGGUGGAGGUCCGGCUCUGUGUGCCACCCCAGGCCCCUAUUCUGACUGAGCUAUUGGUGGCCCUGGACUUUGGGCCCUUGGCUAUUGUCUCUGCUCCUUGCCUUUGGCCACCCCCCCACCCCAUUCCCACCCCACCCGCUGUCAGACUGCAUUCCAAACCUCCACAGUCACCCAGCCACUGAGCAGAAACCACACCCCGAGAAAAAAAUACGAGCCCUCGUUCCAAGACCCCCCCCCCCGUACUCAUUUUUAUUUUCUCUUAUUCUUCACCAGUGCCGUCAUUUGUUUCUGCAGGAGCAGCUGAGGAGGCUGCAGGCAGCUGCCUGCCAGCAGCAACUCUACCAGGGUGGGGAACUGGGCCAGGCCCCGAGGCUCCCUCUCCACCCAGAAGUGCUGGCUUUGGCCACAUACCCAGGUUGUGGGACCUCUCCCCUGUCCCUCCCAGAGCCUUUGGGCCUGGGAUCCACCUCGUUCUUUCUCUCUGUUUGAACCCACAACGUAUACACACUCAGGGAUACCUCUAGGUCUGCCAUGAGCAGGACGCUAGGCCUGAGGCUGGGUAGUGCCAGGAUGAAACAGGUUCGCUCCUCCUUGUCAGUCCUAACCUGGUCAUUGGCUGGGCUGGCCCAGCAGCCUGGGGACUGGAGGGGGCUGAGAUGUGGGCAGUCAGGUCCAGAGGAGGCUUCGGACCUUCUGGUUGCAGGGAAGAGCCAGAGGGUGGCAGCUGAGAGGGAAGGAGAAAGGGGGUCUGUGGCUUGAGCUUUUCUUGGCUGCAGAGAGGUUGGUGACAGGGCUGCCCAGAGCCCAAGACUUGGGACCGAGGAUGCACAUACAGGCUACCUCGCCCAGGGCUGCUGCUGGCUCCACCGAGCCGCAGACUCAGACAGCCCAGAGGAGGAGACCUUCAGGCCUGCCCUCACCUGCUCUGAACAGCAUUUUCAGAGCUGGGACGUUCCCCAGUCCAACUCCCUGUUUCACCAAAGGAGAGACAGGCCCAGAAAGGUUUAGAGAAGGGCUCAGGGCCACGAAGAACAGGACACAGCCGAGCUCCUUCCAGAAGGGCUUUGUCUGUAUCCUUUAUUUUCCUGGCUUCAAGGCAGCUAGGCAAUAGGCCACCCAGCACCCAAGCCACCCCAGUACCUCUGAAGGGUAUUUACUGCUGGUCUCUAUACAAACCAGCCCUUGGUAUCUGUACACGUGAACACCCAGCUGCCAUGUUAGGAAAUUCAACUGCAUACCCAAGAGUGUAAGGAAAUGCUUUUGUGCAGAAUAUAUUUCUUUCAGGCAUUGUCAGGUAAUGUGGUUUUGUUUAAGCUAUAAAAUUAACUCACCCCUGAAAUAAAGGGGGAAGAUGAUGCCCAGCCAAGCACAGCCUGACUCAUAGGGGUGAAUACGUCCAGCCUCCCCUACCCAACCGAAGGCUGAGGGUUCCACUUGCAGACUCUUCAGGGGGCUGUGAGUCCCAGUGUUUCCCUGGGCCCUGGGUGUGGGUUUUAGAAAACUGUCUUUUUGAUAUCAUGGCCCAACCAUGUGAGAAGUAUUCAGGCUCCUCUUUCCCCAUUAGUCUGAGAAAAAGGAAAAUUAGAAUGGACUGAUUGUUGAAGGACAAGCAAGAUGGUGUUAUGGAAUUUCCCUUGUGGCCCAGCAGGUUAAGGAUCUGCAUUGUCACUGCAGUGGCCUGGGUCACUGCUGUGCUGUGGGUUUGAUCCCUGGCCCGGGAAUUUUUACAUGCUACCAGCACAGCCCAAAAAAAAAGUUUUCUGGGGGAGAGGAUGCUGGCUGCAGCCUCUAAACAUUCACUGAGCCCCUUCUGUUUUCGGGCCUUUGCAUGUGGGUUGUGCUGUAGGUAGAGUUUUUCCUCACUUUACAGAUGGUCAAACUGGAGCUCAGAGAAGCUAAAUGGAGGCGGUUAAGUGGAGAACCAGGUUCCCAAAUCCUGUCGUAUAAUCUGAGCAUCAACAGAGGGUUAGCUUAGGGAUGCCACGUGCGUGUUUUUCUUGCAUCAUCCCAACAGUGGAAGGUAUAAUACUCUGAGUGUGCCCAUUUUACAGACAAGGAAACUGAGGUAAAGGAACUUACCCAAAGUCACAAGGCAGCUUAGUCUGUAGUGCAGUCAGGGUUUCAGGGCUGGUCGGUACAUGUUUGUUGCCAAUUGUGUGUCACUCUAGCAGCGGCUCUAGAAAUGACGGCUGUUUUUUUUCACCAGUGUGGCUAAGCUGCAAACUGCAUCUACAUAGGAGAUCCAAGAAAGAGGCUGGGGUCAGAUUUAUAAAAAGCCUUGACUGCCAAGCCAAGGAGUGACUGCCUCCGAUAACAUUUGGAACAAAAUUAAGUGUGAAUUAACAGAGAAAAGGAAAUUCUAAGACAGUUGGAUUUUGUCCUAUCAGAGAUGCGAAGCAGGGAAGAGUUUCUGUGGUGGGCUUUAUCAUGUUUGGUAAUAAGUACUUCAAGCUAGGAAGGAAGAGGGCCAGGCUUUCCUACCAGCCUCAGCAGUAAGGCAAAGGAAGCUGAUUCUUUUUUCUGAACAACAUGAUACACAAAGAGGCUUUGGUGGCCACCUUUGCUCCUUUCCUAGAGAUUUCUAGGCCUUAAUAUUCAAUUUGCUCUGCUUGGGGGAAAAAAAGAGACCUCUGCCUUGGUGGGCAGCCCUAAAGGUGAGGGUGAGGGUUUUUUCCUAGGAAUGACUUGAGGGUUCCUGAAAGCCCAUGGGUUUCUUCUAAAGCAUCCUUUCCUCCAUGACAGCAUUGCAAACCACUCUGGGCACAGGAGGCCACAGUGCUGGAUGGUUGUCGGGGAGCCCUGGAGAGCAGUGAGGGAGUCCUUCGUCAGAAUCAACUAUGCUCCGAGCAGCUGCGCAAUUGGGCAGGGACGUGACCGACAGAGGGGACAGAUGUCACCUCCCUUUUCUGGCUGGAGACCUGCAACUUAGGACAAAGGGCAGCUGAGGGCCCCAAAGCGCCCUCCUGGUGCUAGAAGGCACCUUUACCCACAUUAUCACGAACCCACCCAAGGCUGGCGUUACUUUCUCCCCAUUGCAGGGGGCAAACCUCAAGUUCAGGAAGGUGAAGCAACCUGCUCAGGGUCACGAAUCUUUAACAAGUAGUGGAGUCAAGAGUUGAACCAGGUCUGUUUUUACACCGAAGCCCCAAACUGACGGUGGUUAGGAAUGUUGUAACUGGUCACAUUUUUGGCCACUGGGAAACUCAAAGUCAAAUUUGAGAUUAUUUGUAACAGUUGUACUGAGGCUCCUCCUCAACUCUGGCUUCAUUCUAGCUUUCUGCUUUUAUGUGUACCCUGAUCUCUUUCUUUUUGUUAUAUUUUAUCUAUUUUUGUAAAUUGCCACAAUAUGCCAGUAUGUUUUUUUUGUAACAAGGUAGAUGAUACCUAAAUAAAACACAUGAUCAAAGGCUUGAUUUAAUAAUUUUAA
Messenger RNA from Sus scrofa (pig), 6143 nucleotides. RefSeq names its product olfactomedin like 2A (gene OLFML2A). Lineage: Eukaryota; Metazoa; Chordata; Mammalia; Artiodactyla; Suidae. The record is from RefSeq and is a predicted model, not a curated record. Gene Ontology annotation, biological process: signal transduction.